This is a messenger RNA of Bubalus bubalis (water buffalo), 1893 nucleotides long. RefSeq names its product solute carrier family 39 member 2 (gene SLC39A2). Gene Ontology annotation, molecular function: zinc ion transmembrane transporter activity. The record is from RefSeq and is a predicted model, not a curated record. Gene Ontology annotation, cellular component: plasma membrane. Bases 687 to 1616 code for a protein of 309 amino acids. Lineage: Eukaryota; Metazoa; Chordata; Mammalia; Artiodactyla; Bovidae. Gene Ontology annotation, biological process: zinc ion transmembrane transport. The transcript has 4 exons.
GAGAAAGUGAAGUCGCUCAGUCGUGUCUGACUCUCAGCGACCCCAUGGACUGCAGACCACCAGGCUCCUCUGUCCAUGGGAUUUUCCAGGCAAGAAUACUGGAGUGGAGUGCCAUUUCCUUCUCGCCUUCUUAUCCCAAGUGGCCCCAAAUCCCCUUUGAAAGGAUGCAGUUCAGGUAUCAACAGAGCAACCUAAAGGACUUGAGACGGAGUAGACAGGGUAUGAAAGGCUUAGAUCAAAUGUCCUGAGCGAGGCAAGAUCAGAUUGUCCCCAGGACAAAACAGCUGGGGAGAGCUACUAUACACACUCUGGAUUAGAACAGCCCCAAGCCAGAACUAAGACUCGACAGCCCCUGGAUUAGUCACAGCAUUGAAGAGGAGGAGAAGACACUGCACCAGGCCAUGCCUGGCAGAGAGUCUGGAGUUUCUGGUUUCUAAAUUCAGGAAGGCGUCAGCCAGGGGAGGGGCCUGCAUGUAGGGGAAGAGCGAGAAACUGGGGCUGGGCAAGCUUCCUAUGUAAGGCUACACAAGAAGAGGCAACAUAGACCAGAAAGAGGAUUCCUGAUAGCCUCCUGAAACUCAGGAGGGUGAACAGUCCAGCUCUGACCACCUGAGACACCCCUCCUGCUCCAAAGACUAUAACUCCACUUGUCUUUCUGAGGCCUCUACUAACCCUGUACCACAAGGAUGGAACCACUGCUAGGAGCAAAAAUUGGCUGCCUGUUUGCCCUGCUGGUGCUCACUCUGGUCUGUGGCCUUAUUCCCAUCUGCUUCAAGUGGUUCCAGACUACUACAGCCACAGGUUGUCACCGCCGGGUCCUCAGUUUCCUGGGCUGCACAUCUGCUGGUGUUUUCCUGGGAGCAGGGUUCAUGCACAUGACUGCUGAAGCCUUGGAGGGGAUUAAAUCAGAGAUCCAGAACUUGGUGAUACAGAACAGGACAAAGAAUGAGGGGCAUUCUGAUGAUGAUGCUGAUUCAGCUUAUAUGGAGUAUCCCUACGGAGAGCUCAUCAUCUCCCUGGGCUUCUUCCUUGUCUUUCUUUUGGAGUCGCUGGCAUUGCAGUGCUGUCCUGGGACUGCUGAAACACCCAAAGUGCAGGAGCAGGAAUUGGGUACAGCUCAUGAGCUUGCACCUCACAGCCAUGGACCUCUACCCUCACCCUCACGGGGUCCCUUUCGAGCACUCAUCCUUUUGCUCUCGCUCUCCUUUCACUCCGUGUUUGAAGGUCUAGCUGUGGGGCUGCAGCUCACAGUCGCAUCUACUGUGCAGCUCUGUCUUGCUGUCCUGGCUCACAAGGGGAUCGUGGUGUUUGGCGUAGGACUGCGGCUGGUGCAGGUAGGCACUAAAUCACUUUGGGCCGUGCUCUCCAUCCUGUCUUUAGCUCUCAUGUCCCCCCUGGGCCUAGCCAUAGGGCUGGCCGUGCCUCAAGGAGACUCUAAAGCUGGGCAAGGUUUGGCGCAGUCUGUGUUAGAAGGCAUGGCAGCUGGUACCUUCCUGUAUGUCACCUUCCUGGAAAUUCUGCCCCGGGAACUUGCAAGUCCUGAAGCCCCUCUGGCCAAGUGGAGCUGUGUAGCUGCUGGUUUUGCUUUUAUGGCUGUCAUUGCCUUGUGGGCAUGAGAGAUUCCUGACUUUUCUGGUGGACCCAAGAUGACCUCCCUAUCCCCAGGAAAAGCUGCUCAAAUGACUUCGCCCUCUGACAUUUCUUCCCUGAGACACAGUGACAUUUACUAGGCAUUGUGCCGUAACCUGGACCCCAACUUUUCACCACGUGAGAUGCCAUUUCUCAUACUGAGAAAAAGUUGUUUUGGUUGAGUGCUUAUAAAUGAAAGGAUUUGACUCUUGUCCCAUUUGUGCUGUUAUGUGUAAUAAAAUGUCAUUUUGUCCUUCCCCUUCA